AGAUCUGGGGUUGCUGGAAUUUUGGGGGCUGUUUUAAAGCCAUUUUGUUUCUUCGAACAAGAUGAUGUGUGAGGUGAUGCCAACCAUCAGCGAGGCAGAGAUUCCCUCAGGAGGAAAUGGAGGCCAUGGUUCAGGCUCUCCUUUACAGUCGGAUGCUGAUUCUCAUUUUGAGCAGUUAAUGGUAUCCAUGUUGGAGGAAAGGGAUCGACUUCUGGACACACUAAGAGAGACUCAAGAAACGCUAGUAUUGACCCAGGGCAAGCUACAUGAAGUCAGUCAUGAAAGAGAUUCCUUGCAGAGACAGCUCAAUACGGCACUUCCACAGGAGUUUGCAGCACUUACUAAAGAGCUUAAUGUAUGCAGGGAACAGCUCCUUGAAAGGGAAGAAGAAAUUGCUGAACUGAAAGCAGAAAGAAAUAAUACAAGGCUGCUAUUAGAACAUUUGGAAUGUCUAGUCUCCAGACAUGAGCGAUCCCUUAGAAUGACUGUUGUAAAGAGACAGGCUCAGUCUCCAGCAGGAGUGUCUAGUGAAGUUGAAGUUCUCAAAGCACUAAAAUCACUAUUUGAACAUCACAAAGCCCUUGAUGAAAAGGUAAGGGAAAGAUUACGAGUAGCACUUGAAAGGUGUAGUUUGUUGGAAGAAGAACUAGGUACUACGCAUAAAGAGUUAAUGAUUCUGAAAGAGCAAAACAAUCAGAAAAGAACACUAACUGAUGGGGUGCUGGAUAUAAAUCAUGAUCAGGAAAAUACACCAAGCACAAAUGGGAAGAGAUCUUCUGAUGGUUCUUCAAGCCACGAUGAAGACCUUGCUAAAGUUAUAGAACUCCAAGAAAUUAUAGACAAGCAGACCAACGAGCAAGGCCAAAUGAAGGAACGUCUCACUGCUCUUUCUAGCAGAGUAACAGAGCUGGAAGAAGAUCUUGACACAGCUAGAAAAGAUUUAAUAAAAUCAGAAGAAGUGAAUACAAAGUUACAAAGAGAUGUACGAGAGGCCAUGGCCCAAAAGGAAGACAUGGAAGAGAGAAUUACAACUCUUGAAAAACGCUACCUCGCCGCACAGCGUGAAGCUACAUCUGUGCAUGACCUCAAUGAUAAACUUGAAAAUGAAAUUGCUAAUAAAGACUCCAUGCACCGACAAAGUGAAGAUAAGAACCGACAGUUGCAAGAACGACUGGAACUGGCUGAGCAAAAGUUGCAGCAGACUUUGAGAAAAGCUGAGACUUUGCCUGAGGUGGAGGCUGAACUGGCACAGAGAGUUGCAGCACUUUCAAAGGCUGAGGAGAGACAUGGCAACAUUGAAGAACGGUUACGACAGAUGGAAGCACAAUUGGAGGAAAAGAAUCAGGAAUUGCAAAGGGCUAGACAAAGAGAGAAGAUGAAUGAAGAACAUAAUAAACGUUUAUCAGAUACUGUUGAUAAACUUCUGUCUGAAUCCAAUGAAAGACUUCAGCUUCAUCUCAAGGAAAGGAUGGCUGCUCUGGAAGAUAAGAACUCUCUUCUUCGAGAAGUUGAAAAUGCAAAGAAGCAAGUAGAGGAUCUUCAACAUGAAAAGGAUCAACUGGUACUAAAUAUUGAAGCAAUGAGGGCUGAAAAUGACCAAAUGAGGAUCAGAGCCACUUCUCUUCACCAUAGCCGACCACAUUUGGGUAGUGUACCAGAUUUCAGAUAUCCGAUGACACCAUUAUCUGUGGCUGACAGUCAUACGGAUCCCUAUAGCACCUCAUCAGUGUUAAGACGGCCCCAGAAAGGGCGUUUGGCAGCUCUACGAGAUGAACCUUCAAAGGUUCAAACCCUUAAUGAACAGGAUUGGGAACGUGCACAACAAGCAAGUGUGUUGGCAAAUGUAGCACAAGCAUUUGAGAGUGAUGUUGAUGUCUCGGAUGGUGAAGAUGACAGAGAGACUAUAUUCAGUUCAGUCGAUCUUCUGUCACCUAGUGGUCAGGCUGAUGCUCAGACUUUAGCCAUGAUGCUUCAAGAGCAAUUGGAUGCAAUUAACAAAGAGAUUAGAUUGAUACAAGAAGAAAAGGAAAAUACGGAGCAGCGAGCAGAGGAAAUUGAAAGUCGAGUUGGUAGCGGGAGUCUAGAUAACAAUGGACGAUUUCGGUCAAUGAACUCCAUUCCCCUUCCUUUUAUUGGUGGGACCCUCGCUGGUUCCUCUCCUCCUGGUAGUGGCCGUUCCACACCAAGGCGGAUCCCACAUAGUCCAGCUCGGGAAGUGGACAGACUAGGUAUUAUGACACUAUCUCCAGUUUCUGGAGAAGAAGUACGAGAUGACAAGACCACAAUAAAAUGUGAGACAUCACCACCAUCUUCGCCUCGAUCUCUGCAUUUGGAUAGAGUCCAUAAAGGAGCUUUGCAUACAUUGAGCCACGAAGACAUCAGGGACAUAAGAAAUUCUACAGGUUCUCAAGAUGGGCAAGUAAGCAACCCCAGUAGCAGUAAUAGUAGCCAGGAUUCCCUUCACAAAGCCCCUAAAAAGAAGGGGAUCAAAUCCUCUAUAGGUCGCUUAUUUGGUAAGAAAGAAAAGGGUCGACCUGGACAAACCAGCAAAGAAUCUUUGGGACAAGUUGGCUUGGCAGAAACAGACAAUUCAUCUCAAGAGGCCUUAGGACUCAGCAAACUUGGGGGACAGGCAGAAAAAAAUAGAAAACAACAGAAAAAACAUGAAUUGCUUGAGGACGCUAGAAGGCAAGGUCUGCCUUUUGCACAAUGGGAUGGCCCUACUGUGGUGGUGUGGCUAGAGUUAUGGGUAGGGAUGCCAGCAUGGUAUGUGGCCGCUUGCCGAGCAAAUGUGAAAAGUGGUGCCAUCAUGUCUGCCUUGUCUGAUACGGAAAUACAGCGUGAAAUUGGAAUCAGUAAUCCUCUGCACAGGUUGAAACUGAGGCUUGCCAUUCAAGAGAUCAUGUCACUAACAAGUCCAUCUGCCCCUCCUACGUCAAGAACGACCACGGGAAAUGUCUGGGUAACACAUGAAGAAAUGGAAAAUCUUACAGCCACGCCACAAACGGAAGAUGAGGAGGGAAGCUGGGCUCAGACUCUAGCAUACGGUGAUAUGAACCAUGAGUGGAUUGGCAAUGAGUGGCUCCCCAGUUUGGGGCUCCCUCAAUACCGCAGCUACUUCAUGGAAUGUCUUGUUGAUGCUAGAAUGCUAGAUCACUUGACUAAGAAAGAUCUCCGUGGACAACUUAAAAUGGUUGACAGUUUUCAUAGAAACAGCUUCCAGUGUGGUAUUAUGUGUUUGCGAAAAUUAAAUUAUGACCGAAAAGAACUUGAAAGAAGAAGAGAAGAAAGCCAGAAUGAAAUAAAAGAUGUUCUUGUAUGGAGCAAUGACAGAAUGAUUCACUGGGUACUGUCAAUCGGUCUUAAAGAAUAUGCAAAUAACCUUAUAGAAAGUGGAGUUCAUGGUGCACUUGUGGCCUUAGAGGAAACUUUUGAUUUCAAUGCAUUAGCUUUAUUAUUACAAAUACCUACUCAGAACACACAGGCUCGUGCUGUUUUGGAGAGAGAAUUUAAUAACCUUCUUGUUAUGGGCACUGACAGGAGAUUUGAAGAAGAUGAUGAUAAAAGCUUUAGACGAGCACCUUCGUGGAGAAAGAAGUUUAGACCAAAGGACAUAAGAGGCUUAGCUGCUGGAUCUGCAGAGACUCUUCCUGCAAACUUCAGAGUUACCUCCUCAAUGUCUUCACCUUCUAUGCAGCCAAAGAAGAUGCAAAUUGAUGACUAACUGCAUGCUGUGUUCUGCAUGUCU
This is a messenger RNA of Emys orbicularis (European pond turtle), 3748 nucleotides long. It is a transcript of the gene PPFIA1, whose product is annotated as PTPRF interacting protein alpha 1. Gene Ontology annotation, biological process: synapse organization. Bases 62 to 3724 code for a protein of 1220 amino acids. NCBI's taxonomy places the organism in Eukaryota, Metazoa, Chordata, Testudines, Emydidae. The record is from RefSeq and is a predicted model, not a curated record. Gene Ontology annotation, cellular component: presynaptic active zone. Gene Ontology annotation, molecular function: protein binding. The transcript is spliced from 29 exons.